Naegleria lovaniensis is the source of this 4128-nucleotide messenger RNA. RefSeq lists its product as uncharacterized. The transcript has a single exon. The record is from RefSeq and is a predicted model, not a curated record. Bases 1 to 4128 code for a protein of 1375 amino acids. NCBI's taxonomy places the organism in Eukaryota, Heterolobosea, Eutetramitea, Acrasida, Naegleriidae.
AUGUCAGAUUUGCAUCGUUUAGCUCAACAUUUGAGAGAAAAUUUCAAACAAUGUACUCUACUCAACAUUGUUGACAAUGAUCAAGACGUUGCAGCUUUCCCGAACGACAAGAUCAACAACAAAACUGCCACUUGUCAAUUACAAUUUUCGAACGAUCCUCCGUUCAAUCUCGAUAUUCAAAUCCUUCCAAAAACCGAGAAUGAAGAGCACAUCGACAUGUGGAGCCUUCACUUUUUCAACCAUGAUCAUUCCAACAAUUUCACACUUUCCUUUUUUAAAUUAUUUCAAAUUUUUGAACCCUCGUGUGAUGAUCAUGAAAACACGACCACACCUUCAAAAAUCAUCAUUGAAAAGAAAAUCGAUGAAAAUUCCAAACAAUGGAUUCACUCCACAACAAUUCCAUUGAAUCAUGUCCACAUUCACAUUCCGAUGAAAAAAACAAAUUUAUUAUUUCGUUUGGAAUGUGAAAUUGUGGAUUUGAGUUCGAUCAAGAAAAAUCUUCCAAAAUUAUUUCGAGAGGAGAAUUUGACACAUUUGAAAUGUGUAUGUGAUGUGAUCAAAACCAAUACACCAAAUGAAAUUCGAAUGCAUUUUGAUAUUCAAUUGGAAAAGAAUAUGGAAAUGAUAGAACCUGUUUUGAUUGUUGACACUCAUUCCACAGAUAAACAAAUGAGUACCAAGUUUGAUGUACAAUUACUAGUGCGUACAGAUAUUCCUGGAGUGAACACUCUUCAAUUGUCAAAUGUUGAAACAACCGAUGAUGGAAAUACUCGUGGCAUUAUUGUGAAAUGGAAGGAUGCCUUUGGUAUUCCAAAAUUAGUAAUUUCAAAUGCCAUUGUGACAUUUAAUGUAUCCAACAAGUUGCAAUUAGCUAUCGAAUGUCACAUUGCAACCAAACAUCAUAAUUAUAUUUUCCGUGGUAAAUUAUCAGACUCUAUGAUUGCAAUUAUUGCCACAAGAAGCGAUCCUAUUACUUUACAAGAAUUGUCUCAUCUCUUUUGUGAAUUUAUGGGUAUUGAACCAUCAGACAAGUUUCAAAAACACAACAAUGAUAUCCAAUUAAGCAAUUUAACUCUCUCAAUUUCAUCUGGAGAUGGAACCAUUGAAAGUUACAAAGUGAAAAAGGGAAUUAUGAUUUCAUGUCAAUUUAAAUUUUAUUCACUUUCCAAUUUGAAAUGUUCCAUUCAUCUCUCUCCCGAAAAUAUUUUACAAGUGAGAGGAACUGUUGAGCUGAAUGAUCAUUUUCCAAUUCUUAACUCUCAUCUUAAAGAAUCAAUGAUGAAACUAUUGAAAGGUUCAAAAUUAUUUUUCGAAUGGAAUGUCAUGACACCUACCAAGAUAUCGAUGGGAGCAGUGUGUAAAUUCCAAUUCUUGGACACGAUCGUGAUGGAUGGAAGAGUGUUUUUCCAAUCGACCAUUGGAGUAGAUUCUUUAGCUCCAAAACUGUUGGUACUGUGUGGAUUGGAACAUGAAGAGUCCUUGUCUCUAUAUUUUCCAAAUCAACCCAUGAUUCAGACAGCCAUUACCAAUAUUGAGAAAAUUGUCAAGUACGAAAAAGCAUACUUCAUUUUGAGUACUUUUGAUUAUUUUUAUGAUGACACUUCUAUGGAUUUAUCAUUGAAGGAAAUUGAUGAAUUGAAAAUUGAUAUUAAGGCAAAUUCAUUGAGUUUGAUUCUCGUGUUAGAUUCUAACAAUAGCAAAUGGUACAUGUUAAAUGACAAGUUUAAAAGAAGUUAUCAAUGGUUGACUUGUUUGAUAUCAUCCAAGUUGAAUAUUUUACACACAGAUUCGAGCUCACCAAUUUCAUCAACAAUGGAAAGCACAAACGAAACAUCUCUUGAAAAGAGUGACCACAAGGAAAUCUCAGCAGAUUUUGAAACUAUUUUAACCAUAGUGGUUGGAAACGGAAGAACUCUUCUUCAACCAGCUCAAUUUGGUUUUGGAGUCAGUUUUAACAAUUUAAAGUUUCCAGUUGGUACUCGAAUUGCAUUUGUGCCUCUCAAUCUCUCGCUCUCUGUUUCUCAAAAUCCAGAAGUUCUAUUCCAAGUCGGAGUUGAAAUCAUUCCACUUAAUAUUUUCACACAAGUGACCAAUGCCAUUCUCUCAAAAUUGAACAUUGAAUCUCAUAAUAUGAUUGCAAAACCGUCACAAGAAACACCAACUCCACUUCUCUUCAUUCUCGAAGGAAUUGUCAGUGCAACAGAUAUUCAAUUAUUUGGUAAAAUGAAAGGACAAUGGAAUCAACCCUUUGGACUUCAAUGGUUAACCAUUGGAGAUUGUGAAUUAGGAGUGGAUUUAAAUUAUGCAGCACUUGCUACUACUGGAUUGCCCUCUGGUGUGAGUAUGCAAGCGAAUGUGACUCUGUUCAAUGACAAGAAACUUGGAAUGUACAUUUCGAUGAAUGAGAAUAUUUUGGAAGAUUUCUUGAUUUUGAAAAUGGAAAAUUUUGGAAUUCAAGAUAUCAUGACACUCGCUCAAUAUGUAUUGAAUAUUCAAUUUGAGAGCAAACUUGCCACUUCGUAUGAAUAUGUGCGCAUCGUCAAAGCUGGAAUUAGUUUAUCUGCAAAAUCCAUGAUGAUUCGAGAUGGUUUUACAACCAUGGAUGUGGCUACAGGUAAAAAAACUGUCAAACGUCGAAAAAUUCCAAUGGGCAUGACACUCUUUUCAGACAUGGUCAUUCAAUUACCAAAAAUUCUGGAAAAAUCCAUCGAAGGAAUUUUGGCUGCCAUGAUUACUCCAUCGAGUGGAAUUCAAUAUUUUGGAAAAAUUUCACAAUUCAAAUUGUGGAAUGGUAACAUUAUUGUGAGUGGAUUUGACGUGGAAAACAAAACACUCAUUCCAGUCGAAAACAAGAAACUUGCUGAAAAUAAGGACGUGUUAGAUUUUAAAUUAUUACAAGGAUUAUUUCCAUCCAAUGAAAAUGAAAAUGGUUAUACCUCUUCACAAUCCAUUGAAAAGAGUCCUGAAAUUUAUCUUUUCAUUCCAUUCAACAAUUCACAAAGUCCUAAAAUGCGUGUUUCUGGAAUGAUUGAAUUUUUGGACAUGUUUAAAUUUGGUGCUGAUCUUAUUUUUGCUCCUUCGACUGGAGAAGUGAGUUUUAUGGCAGAAAUUGGAUUAGCAGAAGGUAUUGACUUGUUGAUUCAAUUUUCACAAACUUUUACUGGACCUCGCUUGAAAGGUAAAAUCAAAGGAUUAGAAAAAUUAGCUCUUCUCAUUCGACAUGCAAUUAAGGAAUACAAGAUGAACAAUGAUAGCACUACUACUCAUAAGAACAAUGAUAGCACUACUACUCAUAAGAACAUGGCUAUAACAACAACAAAUUUCAUGGAAACAAAUUCUGAACAAGAUGAGAAAAAGUUGAGAAAAAUUCUUGAAUUUAUUAAGGAAAAAAUUAGAGCUGAGAGAGAGUUGAACAUGGCCGAAAAGAAGGUCGAAGAGGCACGUCGAAAAUAUUCUCUAAAAAUUGGAGAAAGUAUCUCACGAAUGAAUCAGGAAAUUUCCAAUUUCACAGAAAUGGGAAGACAAAUUUUUGAACAAGUCAAAGAUGUCAUCAUGGAACGAAAAGUAUUCAACAAGUGUGUGGAUGAAUGGCAUGAAACUCAGAAAUUCUAUGAAGAAAGUAUGGAGGAUCUUGAUAAGGCCAUUGAAACAUUCAAACAAAUGCUUCAUGACUAUUGUGUGAAAAAUUCACAACUUUUCAAAAAUGUGAAUUCCACUUUGGAUGACAUUUCUCAAGCUGUAAUGGAAAAACUCGAGAAUUUAUCUCAUGAUACACGUAAUUUAAUUUGUGAUGCUUCCAUUCAUGUAUUAGAAUUGAUCCAAGUCAAGUUUUCGAUCGUAGAUUUGGAUUUCCUUAUUGUUGACCAAGAUGUACUGGCACUUCAAAUGACAUUUAUUUUAGGAAAAUCGGAUGAAGAAAAGACAAUUACAUUGAAGAAUAUUAAUUUGAGAAAACUCAAGAAUGUGGUUGCUGAUGUUGCCUUUGUCAUUAUUUCACAUUUUACAAAAUCAUAUCAAGAGAAUACUUCUCAGAGUUUGAAUUCAAAAAAGGAACAAAAAGAAGGACAAGACAUGAAUCAACACACAGCGAGACGUCGUGGUGGUUUUUGUUGCUUUAGAGGAGAUUAG